Messenger RNA from Mobula hypostoma (lesser devil ray), 2752 nucleotides. RefSeq names its product mitochondrial ribosomal protein S21 (gene mrps21). Gene Ontology annotation, biological process: translation. Gene Ontology annotation, molecular function: structural constituent of ribosome. Gene Ontology annotation, cellular component: ribosome. The transcript has 2 exons. Lineage: Eukaryota; Metazoa; Chordata; Chondrichthyes; Myliobatiformes; Myliobatidae. The coding region runs from base 54 to 317 and encodes 87 amino acids. The record is from RefSeq and is a predicted model, not a curated record.
GGUUGAGUGGCCGGACGUUUGGGAGCGACGGACCGGCCUAGCUCUCCGCCGGGAUGGCGGCACACGCCCGGUUCGUGUCGCGGACGGUAAUGGUUCGAGGCGGGGACGUGGAGGCGGCCUACCGGACACUAACCCGGAUCCUGACCACAGAUGGGGUCAUAGAGGAUGCCAAGCGAAGGCGCUACUACGAGAAGCCGUGCCGGAAGCGCAUCCGGGAGAAUUACGAGAACUGCCGCAGGAUCUACAAUGCGGAGAUGGCCCGGAAGCUGGCCUUCCUGAUGAAGGCCAAUCGGCAGGACCCCUGGCUGGGCUGCUAAAAGCACCCUUCUCCCGUCCCGUCGGUGAAGCUGACGGGUGGGGAACUGACAGGUUACGGGUCUGGACUCAGCAGUGAGGUGAAGCAGGCAAGGGCUGUCUGGGUAUCGCCUAAUGUUAGGCACCGGACUCUCAGCCCAGCUGGAAGUCUGGACUGAAACAGGAUUGUGAUUCUCAAUAAACAGAACUGGAUUCAACAAACCAAACAUUUGUUUUACUUUAGCACCUGUAACCUCCAGUCACUCAAUCUUUAACUGCCUCCAGCCCCUAUACUCCUUGCUGUAUCUCUGGGACCCUCUCACACUCCUACUCUUCCUGUGAUCCUCCAACUCAUCAAAAAAUUCUUGUGCUCCUCUAGUCCUGCCCUUUCUAUUGUCUCCUGGAUCCUAUCUCCCCCCCCACCCCGGUAAUCUCCUCUGCCCCUCUUUUCUCCUGAAAAAAACGACUGCCUGUUCUGAACUUUUAGAGACCUAUCCUAACACCUCCAUAACUAUCCCUGCAAGAUUUUUCUCUCUAUAUAGCGUGGCUGUAUUUUAGUGAUACCUUGUAUAUGCUUGCUCGCUUGUAUGUGCUAGGCCUCUGGCCCCGGUGUCACUUGUUUAUAGCCCGUCAGCCGGUGUGUUCCGCCGGGCUGGUGUGGCUUGGUGUCCAGGCUGGGGUUGGUGCUGCCCCCCAGUGUUUGCUCAGCAGAAGACAAGUUCUGUUGUGGUUGGCUGCUGAUCUCAGCGGCGUUGUUUGGCUCGAGUUCGGACUCUUAUCGCUUGGCUGUAUCUUCCUAUCUUAUACGAGCUCUGUGUUUUGCACCUUGGGCCUGGAGUAACGCAGUUUCAUUUGUCUGUUUUCAUGAGUAUUCGUGUAUGGCUGAAUGUAGGCAAAAUGAGUCAGGAAUAGAUGACAUUGAGAGAGUUGUCAGGGGCCCCGCAGAUAUGAAUGUAACAGGCCAAGGAACUCAGGUGCAGACACUGGUUAUUGUGUGCUACUCGAUAUGGGGGGGGGAGUCAAUCCUGGCAUUGAAAAGGAAUUGUUUACACUUUAAAGCUUUAAAAAAAGACAAUGCACAUUAUUGAAUAAUCCGCAGUACAAGAUGUUCAAAGUAAAAUUUAUUAUCAGAGUGCAUACAUGUCACCACAUACAACACUGGGAUUCUUUUUCUGCGGGCAUACUUUGCAAAUCUAUAGAACGGUAACUGUAAACAGGAUCUGUAAACUGUAAACAAACUGCAAAUGCCAAUAAUAAAUAAAUAGCAAUAAAUAACGAGCAUGAAGUGACAAGAUAAGAGAGUCUGUGAGGGAGUGUAGUUAUCCCCUUUUGUUCAAGAGCCUGAUGGUUGAGGGGUGGAAAUUGUUCCUGAACCUGGUGGUGUGAGUCCUGAGGCUCCUGUACCUUCUACCUGAUGGCAGCAGUGAGAAAAGAGCAUGGCCUGAGUGCCAAGGAUCUUUGAUGAUGGAUGUUGCUUUUCUACAGCAACGGUUCAUGUAGAUGAUCAAGUUGAAUUGUCGUUCAGCUGCACAUAGAUACCCAUGGAAACAGCCAAGGUGCAAAACACAGUACCAACAGUCAUACGCAGGCCAAGGUACAUAUAACACGUACUGUACAAAAUACUUUAUACUUUAUUGUCGCCAAACAAUCGAUACUAGAACAUACAAUCAUCACAGCGAUAUUUGAUUCUGCGCUUUCCGCUCCCUUGAUUACAAAUAUUAAAUAUAGUGAAAAUUAGUAAAUAUUAAAAAUUUAAAUUAUAAAUCAUAAAUGGAAAGUAAGGUAGUGCAAAAAAAAACUGAGAGGCAGGUCUGGAUAUUCGGAGGGUACGGCCCAGAUCCGGGUCAAGAUCCAUUCAUCAGUCUUAUCACAGUUGGAAAGAAGCUGUUCCCAAAUCUGGCCGUACGAGUCUUCAAGCUCCUGAGCCUUAAAAAUAGUAGUAAACAUAGCAGUUAAAUAGACAUGUAUUAAAUUUUGUAAAAAUAUUCGCUGAAAGUGAACAAUUCCAAGUGAUACUUGAGCUCUGUGUGAGCAUGCAGCAUGUAAAGUGUCUGUACAAGUCAAGUGCUGUAGGUUUGUUGGUGUAUUCUUGCACCAUAGGUUUGUUAAUAGCCUCUGGAUUCUUUCUUAGCCUGAGGCACUAAUGGCAUGAGAACAAAAGACCACAGUGUUUAUCUCUCCCUGUGCUUGUGGAUUGAACCCCUUCUUAUUGAGGUACCUUUUGCUCGGCUCUUGGGACUUCACCUAGACUGGGGAUCAUGAUCAAUAGAUGCCUAGGAUGGACCCAGGGUGAUAUCACGAGUUGGAAUUCGGAGCUGUCCCGACAGCGGUGACAGUCAAGUGGCAGCUGAGAAUUGUGAGCCCUGAAAUCUUUGUGGCAAUGUUUGUAAUUUUAUGAUGUAUUAGUGUGGUUUAUUUGUGCUUUCUAUUUUUAUGAUAAUAAAUUAGACUUAAGUUA